Echinostoma caproni is the source of this 1659-nucleotide messenger RNA. The record is from the annotation of a GenBank genome assembly. NCBI's taxonomy places the organism in Eukaryota, Metazoa, Platyhelminthes, Trematoda, Plagiorchiida, Echinostomatidae.
AUGUUUGCCGAUUCUCAGGGCAAAGUCGUCAGUUUAUUCAUGGAUACGCUGCAGUUUUUCAUCAAGGAAUAUAACCCCAUGCUGCGCGAUUGGCUGUACACCCUCCUGAUUCGACUGCUCCAUCGACAGAGCCACGAAGUGCUUGGCAGUCACCAAAAAGCAAUUCAGGAAACCUUGUUCGUUCUCCGAUCUCAUUUUCCCCUGAACAUUCAAUUCGGGACAUGUUGUCGAUUUAUCAUGGAUAACACCCAAGCCCUAAAUUCCAAAGUCAAAGUAUGCCUUUUGGAAUAUCUGAAAGAUCUAAUCCUCAUGAUGAGUCCGGAUGCAAUCGCGUCUCCCACCUCCGAGAUGAACCAUGCCAUUUCACGUAUUAUCAGUUGGUCUACGGAACCCAAUUUUAAGCAUUUCGAAUUACUCAUACUGGUGAUUCUUUCAGUGAUCGAUUGUUCCACCUCAUUUGAUAUCAUCCAGAUGGCAUCCCGCGUCAUAAUCAAAUUGUACGACUUGAACGCGUCCAGUUUUUCGGGCAUUUUGCAAAGUCUUCCCCGUUCCAGUCAGGACCGAGCCUCUGAAAUUCUCAAGACCUACCAGAAAACCACUACUGGUGGCGGUCGGAUGGACAGCAAUCUAUCCAGUUCAUCAUGGAAACCACCAUCGAUUGAUCAGACAGAUCGGAUGAUGAGUCCUACUGAUUUCGGUCAAGCUGCUUACCCUCUGGACGAUGAUAAUAAUCUGAGUCCGGAGGCGGUAAACAAUUUGAUUCGCCAGACCUCGGAAGGAAUUCAGUCAUUAACUUGUGGCAUUUCUAGCGGCAUUCCGACCCCUCAGCGUCGUGUGUCUGAGAGUGCUGUGAUGCACUCACCAGCGACUUAUUCGCCCCGGAUUGACUCGCAGCUAUCGCAACCGGUCGGUCGAACGGAAUCCCCCGCAGCAGUACUUCGCACGAUGCAACCAAGCAAUAUUAUCAGUUCGCCUGGAAGCAUUCAGUCUCCACUGUUGGAGCCUUCACCCGUGACCAAUUCGCACGAGCAACGCAAGAGCUGUAUGCUCAAGCUGAUCAAAUUGUUACGUGACGGUGUGAUUCAAGACUGGGACGAGUACUUCAAGCCGACAUUACUCAUCCUAUUGGAGACUCUGGGAGAUGAUGGGGCAAGUUCCUUGUUGUUUUUGUUGUUGGCACUGAUAGCGACACAUGCCAUUUUCGCAGUUUGGUUUACUUUCUCGCCACAAUGGACUGUUUUUACUGAAACGCGCGCUUUGGCUCUGAAAGUGUUGCAAGAAUUGGUCCGAACCAAGCACGAAUUGUUCCACGAAUUCGCUUGUCUUUUUGUGAUCAAAGUGUUAGAAGCUUGUCGAGAUGGAGAGAAAACGGUCAAUCGAGCCGCAGAAGAGUGCUCAAAAACAGUCGCUCAAUGUCUUCCACCGGAUCUGUGCCUGAGCGUACUUACCCCAUUGAUCAAUGAUUGGUCUUUACAAAUCAAUUUGCCUGCAGUGAAAAUGCAAGAACAAGUGGUGCGCAAUGCGCCCGUGGAAUUGAUUAGUCAAGUGGUUGACACAAUCAUUCCGGGUCUGAUUGUGAAACGUCUACUUAAAUUGUAUAUCGAUCGGGAACAAGCCAGCAACGCGACUUCUCAUGAAUCACUCGGUGCUCGAAGUUGA